This is a messenger RNA of Symbiodinium sp. CCMP2592, 1572 nucleotides long. The record is from the annotation of a GenBank genome assembly. Lineage: Eukaryota; Dinophyceae; Suessiales; Symbiodiniaceae.
AUGGGCAUGUUGCGCAAUGCAGCACGGAGCGCCAAACUUGUGCUGGGCGGAGCGACCGCAGGCCUAGUUGCAGGCACAGCCGGGACAGUGCAUCUCGCACAAGGCGGGGGUGGACAGAGCUGGUGGGCGAAGCAGUUCAAGCUGCAGUUCUUUCAGCCCUUCCUUACCCAGAACAGCUCAUCUGCAAGUGCAAGUGAUGAGACAAGUUUGCGGGAUCUCCAAGUUCUGUACCAGCAGAAGAUGACAGCUCUAGAGCUCGUCGCGGAGAUGCAGCGAGAGGAGAUUGCGGAGUUGCUUGAUGCAAAGACGCUGAAGGGCCCGGCGACCAUGCCCCCGAAUUCUACGGAAACCGCGGAAAGUCCUGCCCUUGAAAAGAAACGCGCGGACCUUGCAGACGAGAAGCUUGGACAUUUGUACAACGAGCUCAACGAGUUGCAGGGGUUGCGAGCGGCAGAAGAGAAAGCGCGGGAGGAAUUGCAAGGACAGCUCGCUCGGAAAGUUGCAGACAUGAUGCAGCUGCAGCAGGAGUUGGAUGAAAGGAAGCAGGAAUUGGAGCGUGCUAAGAAGUUGAGCAGCGAUGACAUCGCUGCCUUGCAGAAAACGAUCCAAUCGCAGCAGCUUGAGAACAACAAGCUCGGACAAAGGUACGGUGAGCUCAAGAAGAGCGAGGCGAAGAAGGAGCAAACCAUCACCGAGCUCCAGCAGCUGCGAAUAUCCGAAGAGAGAAGCCGGACCGAGCUACGAGGACAGCUGAAGCAGAAGGAUUCCGAGCUGUCCCAGCUGCAGAAGGCUCUAGAGAAGGCAUCGAAGGAGACGGAAGAAGCCACGAGAGCGAAGAGUCAGGCAGUUGCAUCCAUGGAAGCGAAGCUGAAUGCGCAGAAGAUCGAACACGAGAAGCUAGGAACUAAGUACUCGGAGCUGCAGGCAGCUGGUAAGAAGCAGGAAGAAAGGAUUGCAGAGCUGGAUGGGCUGUGUUCGCUGGAGCAGAAGGGUCGAGAAGAGCUACGAGGACAGCUCACCGAGAAGGCUUCGCAGAUGGCCCAGCUGCAGAAGGACUUGGACAAAGCAGCACAACAGAUGGAGCAAAUGGAGAAGUCGAAGAGUGAUGCGGUUGCAGCAAUGGAAGAAACUCUGAACGCCCAGCGUGUCGAGCAUGACAAGCUAGGACAGAUGCACACCGCUCUGAAGUCCGAAGAUGCAAAGAAAGAUGCGCAAAUCGCCGAGCUACAGUCCCUCUAUGCAUCUGAGCAGAAGGGGCGGGAAGAAAUGCAAGGACAGCUGGAGCAGAAAGCGCAAGAUCUGGGCCGGGUGAGCCAGGGGCUUGAGAUCGCCAUGCGGGACAUGUCUGCCUUCAGAGCUUCAAAAGCCGAGGAGAUACGCAGCCUGGCAGAGGCCAUGAAGCAGAAGGAGGCGCUGCUUUCGGAGGCUCAAGGAGACUUGGAGAAGCUCCGGGCUCGCGAGCAGGAGGCCUCUACCCAACUGCACAAGCUGCAGCAGUGGAAGGAUGAGUGUGAAAAGAUUAAAGAGCGCUUUCUUCGGGAGAAGCUCUCUCACAUUAAGAUUGAUCUCUAG